AUGACCUUGCAUCUCAGUGCAGAAAAAUCAGACUUGGAGCGAAACUUGGAUCAAAUGUUCAUUUUAAUCAUGGCCAUGCUGAUACAGCUGAUGCAGUUCGGUUUUGCUUUUGUGGAAGCCGGCGUUGUCAGAAGUAAAAACGUGACCAACAUCAUGAUGAAGAACUUACUAGAUGUCUUGGUUGCAGGGAUUGCAUACUGGUGCCUUGGAUUUGCCUUCGCUUAUGGUCAAGGCAACAGCUUUAUUGGCUGGGAACACUGGGCAUCAGCAGAUCUUCCCAACGCUGGCUUAGCCUUCUUCUUCUUCCAGUUUGUCAUUUCUGCCACAGCUUCAACAAUCAUCUCAGGCGCAGUGGCUGAACGCUGUGAAAUGGUGGCAUAUUUCACAUACAGCUUUUUCAUUACAGGUUUUGUUUAUCCAGUUGUCAGUCGCUGGGUGUGGUGUUCUCAAGGCUGGCUCAACCAAGGCAACAACUAUGACAUCAACGGAGUCAGUGAAAACAUACACUUUUAUGAUUUCGCAGGCAGUGGAGCAGUCCACCUUGUCGGUGGAACAGCAUCAUUUUUUGGCGCUCUGAUUUUGGGACCCCGUAAAGGACGCUUCCAUUACGAAAGUAAUACAAUUAUCCACCUUCGAGGCCAUUCCGCACCAAUGACCGCUUUCGGAACUUUUAUUCUCCUUGUUGGUUUUAUGGCUUUCAACGGAGGUUCCCAGUUAUCAAUAACCAACCCUGGAGACGGAGAAGCUGUUAGUUUGUCCAUUGUCAACACUGUGCUUUCUGCAAGCGCUGCCGGUUAUACAUCUGUAUUUAUUCGCAGAGCUGGCAUACUUGGCCGAAACUGGAGUUUAAUAUACACAGUCAAUGGCGCUAUCGCAGGCAUGGUGGCUAUUUGUGCUGGUUGUAACGCUGUCAAACCUUGGGGCGCCUUUGUUGUGGGCAUAGGAGCCGGGGCGACCUUCAACUUGGUGUCCUGGUUGAUGUGUAAAGCAAAGAUCGAUGACCCUGCAGAUGCUGUUGCAGUUCACUUUGGCGGCGGAGUCUGGGGCCUGCUAUCUGUUGCUUUUCUUAACUAUGACACCGGAAUACUCAGCAACUGGGACAUGCGAUCUGGACUU
Molecule: messenger RNA, 1116 nt
Organism: Candidula unifasciata
Lineage: Eukaryota; Metazoa; Mollusca; Gastropoda; Stylommatophora; Geomitridae
Source: the annotation of a GenBank genome assembly